Messenger RNA from Brassica napus (rape), 1825 nucleotides. Its product is annotated as SUPPRESSOR OF GAMMA RESPONSE 1-like. Gene Ontology annotation, biological process: regulation of DNA-templated transcription. The record is from RefSeq and is a predicted model, not a curated record. The coding region runs from base 227 to 1546 and encodes 439 amino acids. Gene Ontology annotation, cellular component: nucleus. NCBI's taxonomy places the organism in Eukaryota, Viridiplantae, Streptophyta, Magnoliopsida, Brassicales, Brassicaceae. Gene Ontology annotation, molecular function: DNA-binding transcription factor activity; transcription cis-regulatory region binding. The transcript has 6 exons.
CCAGUGAUCACUCCGGGGAAGGACUAAAGAUUUUUAUAUUUUCUCUUAAAAAUCUUUUUUGUUUCUCUUAAAAAAAAAGCGAAAACAGUAUUAAACCGGACUCGAGUUAAUAGUUAGUAUCUGUUCAUCGAUUGGGGUGUCGAGAAAGCUUCGAGCCCUAAACAUUUGAGAGCGUCGAGCGAAUUGUUGUCCCCUCGUCUGGUCUCUUUUUCUUCAUCGAGCUCUAAUGGCUGGAAGAGCAUGGUUGGUUGAUAAAAACCGCAUUGCAACUAAAAUCUUGAGUGCAUCAGACCCCUGUCCUACGGUGUGGAACACCAAUCCUACUAGACGUUGUCCCAACUGUCAUCACGUCAUUGACAACAGCCAUGAAGUUGACGACUGGCCAGGCUUGCCACGAGGCGUCAAGUUCGAUCCAUCUGAUCCAGAGAUCAUAUGGCAUUUGCUUGCUAAAACUGGCUCACUUGGUUUAACUCCCCACCCUUUCAUUGACGAGUUCAUCCCAACCGUUGAUCAAGACGAUGGAAUCUGUUACACUCAUCCUAAGAACUUACCAGGUGUUAAGCACGAUGGGACUAUGUCCCACUUCUUCCACAGAGCAAUCAAGGCUUACAGCACAGGAACUCGGAAGCGCAGAAAGAUUCAAGACGAUGAUCUUGGCGAUGUGCGCUGGCACAAGACUGGGAGGACUAAGACUGUUGUGUUGGAUGGUGUUCAGAGAGGUUGCAAGAAGAUAAUGGUUCUCUAUGAAGGAAAAUCCGUGAAAACCAACUGGGUGAUGCACCAGUAUCAUUUAGGAACAGACGAAGAUGAGAAGGAUGGUGAGUACGUUGUCUCUAAGAUAUUCUACCAGCAGCAAGGAGUUCUCAAAAAAGGUGGUGAUAAAGCUGAAGAGGAAGUCUCUGAAGAUAUCUUUGAUCCUGUCACUCCGAGAUUGUUUACACCUGAGCCUAGUAGACAAGCUGUGCCACUUCGCUCUGAUUCUCACUUUGCAAAUGACUAUGUAACUGCACAUGAGGUUUCUCUUGCUGAGACAUCGGAGCCAAUGUAUAAGGAGGAUGAGGUUCAACGUAAUGUUGAAAGACCAAGCUCCGAGGAUGAGCCUGCGCCUGAGACGGGGAUUGAAAACCGAGAAAAUGAGACAAUGAUAGAUGAUAAAGAAGAUGAAAACGAUCAAGAAAACAAAGAAGGUGAAGAAAACCACCAAGCUGAGGAAGAAGAGAAUUUGUUGGACAGUGGUGGAUCUCAGUUUAUAUUGAACUCGCAACAGCUGGUGGAAGCCUUGUCUCUUUGCGAUGAUCUCUUGCAGGUGGGAUCACAGGACACAAACAAUGGAGGAGGUUUAAGGAAUAAGCAGCAGCCAUGUUUUGGGGAUUACGCACACCUGGGAGGAACAGAUGACUUCAAACGGGAUCUGGAAGAUUGUCAGAAACUCGUUCUUGAUCCCUGCAACAUAGACCUUGAUACUCCACCUGAGUUCCGUUUGAGCCAGCUGGAGUUUGGAUCGCAGGAAAGCUUCCUCGCUUGGGGAACUGGAAAGACUGACUGAGUGACAAAACAGAACUCACACGAGAUGGAGAUUAUGGGAACUCUCUGAUAUUUUUUUUUGGUUUGCAAAACGGUGCUGUAUGAUAUUUUCCCUAUGCGCCCAAAGUGCUUGAGUUCAAAUUGUUUUUUGUUUGUUUUGUUUUCGGAGUUAGAACAACUACUUUGGAACUUGUCUCUGAUACUUGCAAUGUGGUUCUUUUGUAAAUGGUGCUUUUGAGAUAAUGGAGCCCAAAACCUCCAUGUAUGGACUCUAAUCUCCCUUAGAAACAUUUUCUUCUAA